AGCCAAACCAAUGUUGGCAUGCUCCAUGUGGACCACACGGUGGCUCAGUUGUCUGUCAGAGUACGAGGACUGUCUAGCACUCCCGCGAUUAAGAUAAUUAACCCUGAAGGUAUUGAGCAUGCUGACAUGAAAGUAGUACGUGCAGGAAAUUUUGUCCAAGUGUACAACAUUAAAGAACCGCCCCCUGGUGUGUGGAAGAUCACCCGCGUGAUCAAGGACGAGUAUGACGUCAGUGUGACAGGUCACACCACGCUGGACUUUACUUAUCAGUUCCUAGAAACGGUGACAAACACUGGCAAUGUGUUUCCUGUACAUGGUCAGCCAUUAGCAGGGGAAAAUACGACGAUACUGAUCUCUUUGACGCAGUCGGUCCAAGUUGCAGGCUUAGCCAAGAUGUCCUUUGUUGACAGAAAUGGACUUCUCAUGUCAGACGUCAUGUCGAUGACUAAAAAUGGACCUAGACGAUUCAUUGGACAUGGUGUCGUCCCAGUAAAGAGUUUCUCAGUGAUGAUCUGGUUCACUGACAAUUUCGGGCACGUUGUGGUGAGACAGAGCUCUGCGAUGAUUGCACCGUCAGUUUCGAAACCUGCCAAGUAUUAUGAUGACGACAUCUAUGAGAAAUUGAUGUCAUUCAAACCUCUUAAAGCUACAGUUGCAUCAAAAUCUUUGUCAUCUAACAAAACCCUACUGACAACUGUCAUCGUCACAUCUGUCCUUCUUAUCAUUGCAACGGCGCUUAUGGUGGUGAUUCGAAAGAGGAAUCUACCUCCUACCAGUAAGAAGAGCCUGGAAGGCAAGAAGAUCAUGUUGGGUUCCAAAAAACCUUCCAUCACGUGUAUUGUCAGCCUCGAUCCCGAGAGUGGUAGCGUGUUUGGGAGUGAACAGGAAAGAGGCUCCAUCUUCUAAAAUAACGAGUGCGAUUGCCAUCACAGAUAACUGUCUUUUUAUAACGGACGUUUAUUUAAUUCCUUCAUUGACAGACUAGUUAGGCUUGCACCAUAAAUAGUAAAUGCGUUCAAAUGUAUCCUACCUGCAAUGUUUAUGUUAAAAAAUUUGUAAUUCGGUUAUAGCUAAAAAAUGAACUAUAAACAUAUACCGGGUAAUUACCAGUAGUACAUUUGGGUGGCGGACUCAGUGCAGAACAUCUUGAUAUAAGGUCUCCAUUUGCUGUUAUUCUGUUUACUGACUGUAACAUGACACGUAUUCUGCAUGUGAAUUGCGCACCAAGUCUUACCGUUACUUAGCAUCUUCCAGUUGAAUCUGUAUUUUCACUCAUCGAUCAUCGCUUCUAGAUGAUUCUUAUUUUAACUGAUUUUCCUAAAAAGCUGGGAAUCAAAAGGCCGUAGAUUUUCAUGGUCCCGCUGAAAUUGUUUCAGCGUAUUUUGACGCUCCUCCUCCACGUGUCCUGCGUAAUGCACAUACAUGUGUCACUUAUCAAAACACAAAGCAUGCGUGAAUUUAAUAAUAAAUUGGCUUCAUUUCCCAAAAUAUUUCUGUUCUACUGUGAUACCAUGCACACUUAUAGUUUUGAGCAACGCAUAUUAAUGGUCUUUUAUAUUUGGCAUUUUAAGUGUAA
This is a messenger RNA of Lingula anatina, 1576 nucleotides long. Its product is annotated as von Willebrand factor A domain-containing protein 7-like. The record is from RefSeq and is a predicted model, not a curated record. Lineage: Eukaryota; Metazoa; Brachiopoda; Lingulata; Lingulida; Lingulidae.